UUUUGCGGUUGCGGAUCCGAGUCGAGCUACUGCUGCUGCGUUCUCACAGAUCACCGUCAAUCCAGCGUCUGAUUUCACUCUGAAAACGGUCCAAAUAAACCGAUAAAAUGUCGGAUUUUGACAGUAACCCCUUCGCGUACCCGGACUUUAGCAACCCGUUUCAGGAUCCGUCCGUGACGCAAGUAACGCGGACUGCCCCUCCUGGCUUGGAGGAGUAUAACCCUUUCACAGACUCGAAGCCGGUCCCACAAGGCGCUGGUCAUAAAUCAGUCCCACCUACAACUAACACACAGCCGGCCAUCAUGAAGCCCACCGAAGAGCCGCCAGCGUACACCCAGCCUCAGCAAACACAGGAUCCGGUGCGAGCCCAGGCGGAGUUAUUGAGAAGACAGGAGGAGCUGGAGAGAAAAGCUGCCGAGCUGGACCGCAGGGAGAGAGAGAUGCAGUCUCUGAGCGCGUCGGGAGGGAGGAAAAACAACUGGCCACCCCUCCCAGAGAAGUUCCCUGUGGGACCGUGUUUCUAUCAUGACAUAUCAGUGGACAUCCCAGUGGAAUAUCAGAAAACCAUUAAGAUCAUGUACUAUCUCUGGAUGUUCCACACGGGGACGCUGUUCGCAAAUAUUUUCGGCUGUCUGGCGUGGUUCUGUGUAGACGCAUCGAGGGGAGUGGAUUUUGGGUUGGCCAUGCUCUGGUUCAUGUUAUUCACACCCUGUUCAUUUGUCUGCUGGUACAGACCUCUUUAUGGAGCGUUCAGGAGCGACAGCUCAUUUAGGUUCUUUGUAUUCUUUUUCAUCUAUAUCUGCCAGUUUGGCGUCCAUGUGCUACAAGCCAUCGGCAUUGCAGGUUGGGGAGCCAGCGGUUGGAUCUCAGCGCUGACGGGUCUCAACACCAGUAUUCCCGUCGGGAUUAUCAUGAUCCUGAUCGCUGCUCUCUUCACAGCCUCGGCUGUCAUCUCUCUCAUCAUGUUUAAAAAGGUCCAUGCGCUGUACCGGACCACCGGCGCCAGCUUCGAGAAGGCGCAACAGGAGUUCGCCACCGGCGUCAUGGCCAAUAAGACGGUGCAGACCGCCGCCGCUAACGCUGCUUCCAGCGCUGCUUCCAACGCUGCCCGGGGAGCCUUCAAAGAGCAGAUCUGAUUGGUCCAGAGAGCUUAGACCCGCCCCUGCUCCGUCCAAGCUACUCUGACCCCUCCCGCCCCCUCCUCGUUCCUCCUAACUGUACUUACAGUCGUACAUAAGCUGCGACUGGCUGGUCAAGACCACACCGCUCACAUUGACUCAAUGCACUCCUGUGACUGACUGAGACCCCGGCCCCUCCCCUCACGUCAAUCAGCAGGUGUGCGCGCCUGAUCUUUCAUUUGAGUGUGUGUGUGGAAUGCCUACCUACUCUCGAGUGUGUGCUUAUGUGCGCGUAAACAACCAAGUCGUCACUUUGUACGUUCACAUCACUGUUGGAUGUCCGUUCGCCCCUGUUGUGCUGAAAAAGAAAACAGGAAGUGAUGUUAUCAGGUGUCCUUUUAUGGAUCCAAGAAGAUAAGAGAGGUUUUCUUGCCCUCACAGGUCCAUCUUGCCGAUCUGCUUUAAAACAAACACAAUGGCUGAAAAACAGCCAAUUAUUUAUUUCAGGAAAUUGUGACUGUUGUCAUUGCAUUGUAACUUAUGACGGAUUCAUACAUUUCCCCGGGUCUUGAUUUGCAAAGUUAAAUGUAAGGAUUGAUCGGGUGGUUAAAAAUAUAUGACGACGGAUGCUUCAUAGUACUGAAAACAAUGUUCAAACUCUUAAUGUCAAUAGUACUUAAUAAUAAUUUAUUUGACUUUGGAAAUGAAAUUGGCCCAAUCAUUUCUUCAGCGGAUAUCUCUAACUUUCGUGAGAGAAGUUGUCAAGAACUUUGUGCUGCGAAUGAGCCGGCACUGGAGUAUCUAACAGAUCCACACACAGCUCAGAGGGUCUCUAUACCUGUACAUAUAUAAAUAUAUAUAUAUAUAUAUAUAAACCUGUAUGAUGACAAAGUAUUGAUUGGUUUUAAACCUGUGAAUGAUUCUGAAAGCUUCCUGGUUUCUUUUCGUAACAGAAUUGUUUUGGAAUGUUAACACAAAGGUAAAGCACUCAGGAUGAUGUGAUCCUGCACAUGCAUGGGAAGCCUGCUGACCUGUAGACCGGCUCUGCCAGUCUUACGUACCUAAACUGGAGAAAACACUUUAAUGAGGAUAAAAAUAGAAAACCAAUCUUUGCAUCACACCGCCCUAACUGCACAUCACUGAAGACACGUGGUGUGUGAUGUGUAAGACUGUGGCGUGUUGGGCCGGAUCAGUACCGUUAGAUCAGACCAGCUGAUGUUGGAUUCUUAAUGCACUUUAGUCGGGUAGACAGUGUUGUAUUAAAAUCAAAGCAGUAAUUGAGGUUUUAUAAAGGGUUUCUCCAGAAAUUUGUUCGGAAUGUGGCAUCUGCCCUGACUAAAGCUCAACGUGUUACAAAUUCAAUUGUCCUUCAUCAUGUGUCUUUGGUUUGUUGUUUUGUCUCUGUAGAUGUGCAGAUGUGCUUGCGUUUGAAAUUGUUUUUCUCACUUGAGUGGAGCAGAGAACCUUUGUAGCCUUGGUUACUGUCACCAAGAGACGGCCAAGUUUUGUAAUUAUGGGAUAUGCAUCAAGAUGGAAAUGUAUCAUGAUGUUAACCUUUCAGUGUGCGUGUGUUCCUCACCCAUGUUCAGUGUCGAGUUUGUUUAAAAUGUUUCUGCCUUAUGACUUCAAGGACAAGUUCACCCAGGACUUCUGUCAUCAUUUUCUCAUCCUCGUGUCAUUCCAAAUUCGUAUCUCUCUGUCAUGGAACACAAAAGACAUUUUCAGAUUUUUUUUAACAUCUGAUGAGUGUCAUGUUUUAAUUUUCUUCAUCUUUAUUUCAUUUGUACACUCCUUUAUUGUGUGACACUGCAAGUCGUUCUUCCUUUUAUAAAUAAAUUUCACCUGAAUGGCACCUGAAUGUCCUUCUAUUUUCAGCUGUUUUGAAAUACUUUCUUGGACACAAAAAAGACAAACUCAUAGACUGACCCGUGACCUCUCGUGUGUGGUGCAAUGCAUCGUGGCUUUAAGGGGUCUCUCUCUUUUUGAAUGAGUGAUGUUAGGGAUCUUAGUUGAAACACUGAUACAUGAGAAACGGAUUGAGGAGAGGCAGCACUGGUUAUAUUAUGACUCUUGAGCGUGAAAUCUGAUGUUAUUUAAUGCAGAAUCGAGGGAUAUUUGUAUAUUUUGUACAACUAAAGGAAGGAGGCCUGUUGUCCUUAAUUUCAUCGUACUGUACAAACGCACUCGCGUCUCUCCUGUAGUCGCAUGUUGAGUAGUUUGAGUUUUGUAUUUAUUGUAUUAACACAAAAAUAAAAUAAAAAACAACAGCGAAACCUGUGUUUUAUUGAUUU
Molecule: messenger RNA, 3409 nt
Organism: Triplophysa rosa
Lineage: Eukaryota; Metazoa; Chordata; Actinopteri; Cypriniformes; Nemacheilidae
Gene: scamp1
Product: secretory carrier membrane protein 1
Exons: 9
Coding region: 108-1136 (342 amino acids)
Biological process (GO): protein transport
Cellular component (GO): recycling endosome membrane; trans-Golgi network membrane
Source: RefSeq, a predicted model, not a curated record